CGCGGCGCGCUUGCCGAGUUCCUCGCGAUGACCCUCUUUGUCUUCUUUGGAUGCGGGGCUGCGGCUGGCAACGCUCACUUUGAGGACAACGAUUGGGACCCGGCCUCGGUGAUGGUCAUCAGCCUGCAGUUUGGUCUCGCCAUCACGGUUCUUGCUUUCGCCACCGCGCACACCUCUGGUGGGCACAUCAACGCCGCAGUGACCUUUGGACUUACUCUCGUCGGCAAGUGCCACCCCGCCCGGGCCGCUGUCUACGUCGUUGCACAGCUCGCCGGCUCCAUCACCGGAGCGGCUAUCCUGCAGGGCGCCACCAGCGGUGGGCUUGACCGGUCGGGGAACCUUGGCGCCAAUGGGCUUGCCCCAAACGUGUCGCUCGGCAACGCCUUUGCUUUUGAGUGCAUGGCCACGUUCUUCCUGAUCUACAUCGUCCUCGAGACGGCGGUCAACCCUCACUCGGUCACUACGAACGGUGAGUCUUCCAUCCUCGGAAACAAGCAAAACCUGGCGCCUUUCUCGAUCGGCUUCGCCGUCUUUGUCGCGCACGUGGCCUGUAUCCCAGUCACCGGCUGUUCGAUCAACCCAACGCGGUCCUUCGGGCCCGCUGUGAUCUCUGGACAAUGGGAGGAUCACUGGCUUUGGUGGGUCGGGCCGCUGGCGGGAUCGCUCGGCGCGAUUCAUCUCUGA
Emiliania huxleyi CCMP1516 is the source of this 684-nucleotide messenger RNA. RefSeq lists its product as hypothetical. The record is from RefSeq and is a predicted model, not a curated record. Gene Ontology annotation, molecular function: water channel activity. The annotation marks the transcript as partial. The transcript has a single exon. Gene Ontology annotation, biological process: transmembrane transport. Gene Ontology annotation, cellular component: plasma membrane. NCBI's taxonomy places the organism in Eukaryota, Haptophyta, Isochrysidales, Noelaerhabdaceae.